AGACCACAACAGGACGGAAACAGUAAUGUCAUUAAAGAGUUGUCAUCCCCGAAGAAAGUUCGUCUUCAUCAAAACGCACAAGACCGGGAGCUGUACUGCCGUGAACAUCUUCCAGAGAUACGCCAUCAGUCACCAUCUGUCUGUGCUGAUGCCAACCGGAGGGAAUCUGCUCUCAUGGCCCUUCCCUCCUGCAGAAGAGGACUAUGUCCACACCCCAGAUGAACAGUAUGACGUCCUGCUGAGCCACAUGGUGUACAAUAAAACAUGGCUACGGACCAAGUUCCCGGCUAACACAGCCUACAUAUCCAUCCUCAGAGAGCCAAGCAGCCAUUUGAGAUCGGCCAUAAACUACUACAGUCUACCCGAGCUGCUGAAGAUCGAGUCUAAGAACCCUGUCCAGACGUUUCUGCAGGACCCGUGGAAGUACAAGGACCUGUCUGAGGCUUACUUUGACUUCUGUAAUGUAACCUGGGACGGCACCAGGAACUUCCUGUCAUUUGAUUUGGGGUACCCUACAGAGGGAGCAGAGGAUAAGGAACGAGCUCGUAGGUACAUCAGUGAACUAGAAGCGGACUUCACGCUGGUCUUGCUGCUGGAACAUCUGGACGAGUCUCUGGUUCUCCUCAGACGUCUGAUGUGCUGGGAGGUGCGAGACGUUCUGUACGACAUCGAGGCAAAGAACAACCGGACUUACCCGUACAAAUCUUACAUCCCCACCGCCGAGGAACUCGCCAACCUCCGCCGGUGGAAGGCCGUGGAUUACUUACUGUAUGACACGUUCAACGCCUCCUUGUGGAGGAAGAUUGCAGCACAGGGUCCAGAUUUUUACGAAGAGCUCCACUACUUUCGAGAAGUGAGGAAGAGUGUCAGCAAGUUCUGCCACACGCGUAAACGUAGAAGGAGUCGCCAUCAUCAACAGCCUCUCAUCAUAAAGGCGUCCAAGUGGAGUCCGCAGUUUGCGGUAGAUUCCAUGUACUGCAGAGGUAUACAAUACACGGAAAUUGAACUUGGGAAGUAUAUCAGAAAACGUGCAUCAGCGAAAGACAAGGAAGAGAGGAAAAUCAUGAGAGUCGCCGAAAACGUGCUUCGUAUUGUCCAUGGUCUACCUACUGUAAAAUUCCAAUACGACGGUAGAAGCAAAAAUGGAAAGAUGAUAGUGCCACGUAAAGCCAACCUUUGAGUGUACCCAACUAUAUAGCCCAACCUAGGGGAGCUACCAAGUGAACAUAUUGUCGUCUACAAUAUAAGAGACUAUUUAACGUACACUGUGAUGGUUGCAGGAAACCAACAAGCAUUGUGUACCUUUAUUUGGUACAUCACAAACGACGAAUAUACAAAAUGAUGAUGCAGAUGAACUUCAAAGGGUGUGGGUAUGCCAUUUUCGUUACGUCUUUGUUAUGAAGAUUUAUUAAAACUAAUACUGGGGCUAUAACAAAUAAGAAAGAUAUUAAGAAUAAGACAAUCAAACUAAGGCAGAAGUACCUUUAAACUUCAAACUUUAUUGCACAAUCAACAUGGCAGUUCCUAAUGAAACUUAAUUGAAUAGAUUUUACAUAAUUUUUGCCUCCUACAGCAUUGCAAUGAUUUAACAUACAAACAGCAAAACUUUAUAAAUUUGUCAUCAACGUUUAAAGAGCUUGUCAUGGACAUGGAUAGAGUAUCGAGAUAAAGGCAUUAUUGCGUAUGUUAGUUUGACUUAUGGGAUGUUUAAGAGCAAAUGUCUAUAAGGAUCAAACAAUAGUGCUCAGGGUCAAAACAUCAAUUUGCCUCAUAUUUUGCAGCAAACUUGGCCCACAACCCCUCAAAAUAGCUUUAUUUCCUGUCAAAACCCAUUGUUGCCAUGGCAACAGCCAAAACAAAUUUUGAGUCCAUUUUCACAGAUUUUUGCAUGUCAACGACUUGGCCAAGUUAAGGACUUACUGUCAAACGAUUUAUCGCAACGAAUAUAGAAAAGGAUCGUAUUAGACUGAUAUCUACACAAAUACAAAAUACGCGUGUGAAGUCGAUGUACAUAUAGAUUUCUGUCCAUUGGCAGCCUCAAAACAAUACCAUGCUUUCAGUCUUCAAAAAACUUGAUUUUUUGCUCAACCUUGAGGAGGCAGAAGACUCAAUGUGUAAAAUAUUUUUGCUUGAAAUGUAUAACGGAUACAUAUAUUUUAUAGGAUAUAUUAUAGGAGAUGAAUUGUCAAAUAUUUUUAUGAAUAAAGGGGUUGGAUGACUUAAGCAAGAAGAUUGCUUUUGUUGGUCUGUAAGGCCACGUUAAUUUGAUUAUAUGGAUGACAUCCGCGCUCGCACCAAUUUUCGGCCAUUUCCAAAAAAAAAAGAAGUUU
Branchiostoma floridae (Florida lancelet) is the source of this 2330-nucleotide messenger RNA. RefSeq names its product galactosylceramide sulfotransferase-like. The record is from RefSeq and is a predicted model, not a curated record. Lineage: Eukaryota; Metazoa; Chordata; Leptocardii; Amphioxiformes; Branchiostomatidae. Gene Ontology annotation, biological process: glycolipid biosynthetic process. Gene Ontology annotation, cellular component: membrane. Gene Ontology annotation, molecular function: galactosylceramide sulfotransferase activity. Bases 26 to 1180 code for a protein of 384 amino acids. The transcript is spliced from 5 exons.